Messenger RNA from Thelazia callipaeda (thelaziosis nematode), 684 nucleotides. Lineage: Eukaryota; Metazoa; Nematoda; Chromadorea; Rhabditida; Thelaziidae. The record is from the annotation of a GenBank genome assembly.
AGUGCCGAAAUGCAUUGUUUAGCAGAGCUCAAAAAUGAAGCAAUGAUCAUGUCUUUGUAUCAUCAUCGACGCAUCAUUGAAUUCUACGGCAUCUCUGCAGACAAAAUCCCAAUGAUUGUAAUGGAAUAUUGUCCCGGUGGUUCAUUGGAUCUACACUUGCAAAAAUUUAAGGAAGAAAUAUCAACCGCAGAAAGAAUCGCAUAUAUAUUCGAAAUAUCGGAUGGCAUGCGUUAUUUGGAGCGAAAGAAAUGCAUACAUCGUGAUUUGGCGACAAGAAAUAUCUUAAUAUCAAGUACGGGGUCUUUAAAAAUCAGUGAUUUCGGUUUAAGUAUCGGUCAAGGCAUCCAGACACAGAAACAAUCAACUCAUAUUCAUAUUCCUGUUCGUUGGAUGGCUCCCGAAACAUUGACCCGUUCACCGGUGUACUCACCGAAAUCCGAUGUCUGGUCAUUUGGUAUUGUCAUGUACGAAAUAUUUAACUGCGGUCUAAAACCAUGGCCUGAAAAACCGGCUAAGUGGAUAGCAACUAAAAUUCGGAAAGGUGUUGCUCCUGAAAUGCCGAGACGAACGCCACGUCUCUUACGAGAAAUAGCCAGUGCUUGUUUCCAUCUAAAACCCGAAAAUAGGCCUACUUUCCGUCAGGUUGCUAUUUUAUUUGAAAAUACAAAUAUUUGCAGGUUGUAA